Messenger RNA from Ruditapes philippinarum (Manila clam), 1263 nucleotides. RefSeq lists its product as uncharacterized. Gene Ontology annotation, molecular function: protein binding. The transcript has 6 exons. NCBI's taxonomy places the organism in Eukaryota, Metazoa, Mollusca, Bivalvia, Venerida, Veneridae. Bases 1 to 849 code for a protein of 282 amino acids. The record is from RefSeq and is a predicted model, not a curated record.
AUGUUGCUUCUCCUAGAUUACCGUCAUUGUUCAAAAGAAGAAUUCACAUGUGGAAAUGGCCAAUGUAUUCCACUGACAUUACGUUGUGAUGCCUACUUUGACUGCUUCGACGAGACAGAUGAACUUAACUGUGAAUCAUGCAGUCCAUCCGCAUUUCACUGUGACUACAUUAGAUGUUUUCCUAACAAAAUAGUGUGUGAUAAUUACCAUGAUUGCACGGACGGCAGUGACGAACAACCUUGUGAGAAGCCCGACAUGAGGUCAUGUGUGCAUUGGUGGCAAUCAGGAUAUAAAGAGUCGGGCACGUACAUAUUAAGUGAUGUAAUUAGCGGGAAAACGAUGAAGGUUAUUUGUGGAUUUGAUCAUAUAUCUUCUGCAAAUGAAGUUUUGACAGUUUUUCUAAACAUGGACAUCUUGGAAUGGAACGGGAAACUUGCUAUUUAUAACACUUACAUUAAUGAUAAGCCAAUUGAUCUCACUAUGGACGUUUAUUUCAUUAGUGACGGUAAAGCGAAUUGCACACAAGAGGUUAUACAAUCAUGUAAUCCAGUACUUCAGACAGUAUCUAUGUUUGAUGACCCAGACUUUCAACAUUCAUACUCUCACUGCAUUUGCCUAAUAGUCACAUUGGUUAUAAGUUGGAAACCAGACAUAUCAUCUGUUGAAUAUUGCAACACAUUGAAACAACUUAAUGAUGAUGAAAUUGAGGACCUUUUAUUGUUUAAAUACCAAUACACGACUUUACACAGAACUUUAGUCUGGAAAAAUACGUCUGUAAAUUAUGAGAACAUUCAACUCAAUAUUGGAAAUGUAACGUGCAUAGAAGGUUUGUGUCAACGGAAUAGAUAAUAUCAUCACGUGAUAUAUAAAAAGAAUUGAAAACAACCGACUAAUAAAACACUAUUUUUCAAAUAAUAGUAUUAUUGAGAAUGACUUUAAAUGUUUUACAUCUAAAACACUGAUUUACAGAAUGAUGAAGAAUUUUUAAACCGAGUCUGCAAUUCUUAUGUAAUUUUGUUGUGAUUAAUGCUUCCGAGGGAUCACUUUGUUUCCAGAUUUUUAUACUUCACAACAGCAGGUGUCAAGUGCUGUGUGGCAGCUGUAAAAAGUUGCCCCGUACUUCACUUCAGUGUUGUUAUAUUUUUCUGGUCCUUCGGGAUCAAUGAUGCCAGCACUAUUAAGUGUUGAGAAUUGAGUACCGCUCAGGCCGGCGCUAGGGGGCGUGAGGGAUGUUGCUCUUAUUCAGUAUCACUCAUGUACAGA